Molecule: messenger RNA, 2927 nt
Organism: Microcebus murinus (gray mouse lemur)
Lineage: Eukaryota; Metazoa; Chordata; Mammalia; Primates; Cheirogaleidae
Gene: ARMC7
Product: armadillo repeat containing 7
Molecular function (GO): protein binding
Source: RefSeq, a predicted model, not a curated record
CUUCCGCCCUCUGGGGGCGGGGCUAGCGCAGCUUCCGCCGGAGGCUGGGAACCCAUCCCGGGAGUGGAGAUUUGGCGGCCGCUACGUCGUCCUCCCGCUGCGACUGGCUCCCGCGUCUCUUUCGAUUUUCAAACCCGAUUCUUACAGGGUCUUAAAACCCCACUCCCUUUCCCACAUCCCAUUUCCAGCUGCAAUUACUGCAGACUCUGAACCCAGAAAAGGCCCCCAUUUGCCGCGCCCGUCCGCCCUGCCCGGGCUGGGGGAAGUUCUCGCCCAGCCUUCCGGCUUCGCUUUUCCCACUCUCCCUCCCGUCCCCCGGUCCUCCACCGACCGGAUUAUGGCCCAGAAGCCGAAGGUAGACCCCCACGUCGGGCGCCUGGGAUACCUGCAGGCGCUGGUCACGGAAUUCCAGGAGACAGAGAGCCAAGACGCCAAGGAGCAAGUCCUUGCCAACCUCGCCAACUUCGCCUAUGACCCCAACAAUUACCAGUAUCUGCGGCAGCUGCAAGUCCUGGACUUAUUUCUCGAUUCACUGUCGGAGGAGAAUGAGACCCUGGUGGAGUUUGCUAUUGACCUUCAUAACACUGAUUGAUGAAGUUUCCAGACCACGUCUGCAAAUGAGGAUCACUUGAGCCUGGGAGUUAGAGACCAGCCUAGGCAACAGUGAGACCCCAUCUCAAAACAAAAACUAAAACAACUACAAAAAACUAUUUUCCUGGUAAAUGUUUAUGGCUCCAGGGGCUAGAGUACAAAUGAAGGGAGUCACCCCUCCUCUUCUCACCAUGAAGGGACUCAGGCACAUGUGUGUGGCCAUCCCAGCUCUGUCAAACAACUGCCCCUUGGCCACUCCUUGGGCUUAGGAGUGCACACACCAACAGUGGAGCUCACUUCUGGGAGUCAGGAUCCAGGAGAGAGGCUCAUGGGAGCAGGGCUAGGGCCUGGAGCUCCAGGUGCAGGGGAAGUGGGUGGGCUUCGGGUGGACCCCUGGCCCUCCUCACCCUGUGGAGAGGGCGAGUGGAGCCCGCUAAAACUGGCCAGGCCAGGAGCCCUAGUUGCCCAGGUCUAAGAACAGUGCUAGCUAAUGUGUCUGGCCCCUUGGAAGAUCAUUAUGCCAAAUAAAUAUUCUAAAAAGUUGGUCUCUAAGAUGUGCUCUGAAGUCGGUCCUCCAUCCCCUCUUUUUUAUACCUCUGCUCCACAGCUGCUGCCAUAUGAAAGGGGACAGUGGCCCCUGCAGAAGCAUGUGGCUAAACUUCCACCUGGAAUGCUAGAGCUCCUCAAAAUUAAGCCACUAACCCUGGAGAACAAUUGCAUGAAGUCAAAAAUCAGUCAGCUAAGAAAAGUUUUUACUAAGUGGAGUCUGUUCUGCUGGCAUUCCCUCGGUAUGCGGGAGAAACCAUCCCCCAGUAGGAGCGCGCUGAGUUCGUAUCCUACUGAGCCAGAGGCUGUGGGGGAAGCUUGGGCCCGGCCUGGGCUCUUGCUCUCCUGGGCAGCUUCCCAGAGCGGGUGACCAAGCCCUGGUCCCACCUUCCACUUCUUAGCUGAUUCUGCGACCCCGUCCUUUCCCUUCUCUGUGCCUCAUUUUCUCACCUGUGCCUUGCCUCCCUCAGGGCUGUGUGGGAGCGGAAGUGUGUGCAUAUGUCUGUGUCUCUGUGCACAUAUUUUGACUAGAAUUGUUAGCAUUAUCAUCACCAGUUUUACUUUUCCCAGCCACUUUUUCCUACUGUUUUCCUCUUCCUUCUUCUGCCAGAGCAAGGUCCCCAGUCGCAAGCACAGUAGCUUUCUCAGCAUCGACUCCCUCCCUGGGAUCUCGUGCAGAUUAAAUUUCUCCUGUAUUUGUUGUGCAUCACUUAACAGGAGAGUCCCAGUGGUACUUACAAGCAUAUUUUGUUACUGCUGUCAUUUCCCUUUCUCUUAAUGUCUCUGUAGCUAAAUGGGAAACCCUGGCAGGCACUUACUCCACAAUAAAAGGCCCUGAGCUGUGCUCUGGAGCUUUGAGUCGUGGCAGCCCUGACACUGUGAUCUCCCUGAGGACAGGGCCUGCCUUGCUUAUCCCUGCAUGUCUUAGUGCCCAGGCCUGCGGUGGAGGUGGAAAGGGGAGGGAGGGCCAGGUAGACCUGAAGGGGGAAUUUUGGUCAUGAAUGGAAUCUUGGCCAUGACUUCGCACAGCCCUGAGCAGGCUUGGUUCUGGAAUAAUGGGCGGAGAGGAGAGCUGAGUCAGAUUGCCCAUGGCUAUGGCUCGCAGAACCAAAACCAGUGUCUUUUGGUAAGCAUCGCUAGUGAGUGAGUUGCAUUGCAUAAGAGCUGGGCUUUGGGAUCCGGCAGGCCUGGGUUCAAGUUCUUGCUCCACCACUUUCCAGCAGGGUGUGUGAUUUCCCACCUCCCAUCACCUGUCAGACGGGCAGCAUCAGUAGCUGCCUCGCAUCAGUUGAGAGAAUUAAGCAAUGGUGCUCUUUUAGGGUGUCUGCAGUCACAUCCUCGACUCAGGGACCUGGGACCCAGAUCCCUCUGAGGGUAAGCAGUUCCCCCUCCUCCCAGAGAGGCAAGGUGGAAUGGGAUGAUGUCCCAUCAAGGGAACCACAGAUCUGCUCCAGGGAUUCUUGCCUUCUGGAAAAACAUCACUGAAGGAUAGGAGGAAAUAGUAACAGGGUGUUUAUAACACCCACUUUCCACUAAGGAAUCUGAGGCUUAGGGAUGUUCAGCGGGCUGGUCAAAGGUUUAAAGAGUGCCAGGCCUGGGACAUCAGCCCAAAGUAGUCAGAUUCUAGAAGCUAUUCCCUUGAUAACUUUCCUGCCCUUAGAGGAGUUCCUAAUUCCUAGGGUUGUGGAAUGGAUGCUAGAAAGAAACUUAUUCCAGAUCCCUCAUUUUAGGCCAGGCACAAUGGCAAGAGGAUUGCUUGAGACCAGCCAGGGCAACAUAGUAAGACCCUG